Sardina pilchardus (European sardine) is the source of this 903-nucleotide messenger RNA. Its product is annotated as cell surface glycoprotein 1-like. The record is from RefSeq and is a predicted model, not a curated record. The transcript has 10 exons. NCBI's taxonomy places the organism in Eukaryota, Metazoa, Chordata, Actinopteri, Clupeiformes, Clupeidae. The coding region runs from base 41 to 814 and encodes 257 amino acids.
UCCUGGAAUUUACCCUUUCUGUUAUUUUUGGUGAUUCAACAUGGCAGUAAUGGCAAAGAUUGUUGUUUUGAUUCUCAUUGCUAGUUUCAGUAAUGUCUUUUGUUUCCCAAAGAGGGAAGCUGCCCGUGAGGUUGAUGUUUCAACAACACCGUCCCCCAACAAUCAGACACAAACUGAAGCUGUGGAUGGUGCAAGUGAAGAUGUGGAAUCAGGCACUCCAGCACCUAAUCCCCACAACCAGACCACUACUGCACAGCCUGAUGUUACCGAUGGACCAAGUGAAGAUGAUGUGGUAACUGCAACUCCAAAUCCCCAAAACCAGACAACACCUGUUGCCCAAACUGAAAAUGCUGAAACCGAUGGGCCAAGUGAAGAUGGUGGGGUAGCUACAACCCCAAGUCCCCAAAACCAGACAACACCUGCUGCUCAGACUGAAAAUGCUGAAACCGAUGGGCCAAGUGAGGAUGGUGUGGUAGCUACAACCCCAUGUACCCACAACCAGACAACACCUGCUGCUCAGACUGAAAAUGCUGAAACCGAUGGGCCAAGGGAGGAUGAUGUGGUAGCUACAACCCCAAGUCCCCAAAACCAGACAACACCUGCUGCUCAGACUGAAAAUGCUGAAACCGAUGGGCCAAGUGAGGAUGGUGUGGUAGCUACAACCCCAAGUCUCCAAAACCAGACUACAUCUGCCACAGCUGGAGUAACUGAAGGCCCAAGUGAGGAUGCUAUGGUGUUAACCACUGUACUGCAAAAUGUGACCACCCCUGCCCAAGACGUAGCCACCAUUACUGACUCCCAUGAUUCCUCCUGAAGUGGCAAUCAGAAUGCUAAUUCUAAAUGGAAUUCUUGUCAUCUUGGCUUUCUCCAUCUUGAAUUCAAUAAAUGCCAGAUUUUAUCCAA